Molecule: messenger RNA, 894 nt
Organism: Arabidopsis thaliana (thale cress)
Lineage: Eukaryota; Viridiplantae; Streptophyta; Magnoliopsida; Brassicales; Brassicaceae
Product: F-box associated ubiquitination effector family protein
Exons: 1
Coding region: 1-894 (297 amino acids)
Source: RefSeq, marked reviewed
AUGCAGAUGCAGCUCUUUCACUCCUGCUCUCAGGAGGAUCCGUCUUUUAAUCAUCGUACUAUGAAUUCGGAUCUAGGGUACCUGUUUUCUCCACCCGUCGAGGGUUUGAUCUUCUGUAGAAAUAAUACUAAAGCAAUGAUUGGAAAUCCUAGUACGGGUCAGUUUGUAUCUUUACUACGAGGAGAAAGAACAUAUUAUCUGUUUUUGGAUAUGAUCCAGUUAAUGAUUUGUACAAAGUGUUGUGCAAGACGACAACUAAACGUGGAUCACCACGUUUUUAAUUGGGAAGGUCCUAUGUGGGAGGAGUCUAUGUCAGAGGAGCAUCAAGUUUUCACUCUAGGAGCAAAACAAAAAUGGAGAAUGCUCGAAUGUAAGUAUACUCAUCGUCAUUAUCCUAGAUCUCAAGGGAUAUGCUGGAAUGGGGUUGUGUAUUAUUUAGCUUCUUUCAACGAUAAACGAUCUUUAAUGAGCUUCGAUCUGAGAUCUGAAGACUUUAAUGUUAUUAAGCUACUUAAGAAUCAUAAACUACAAGAGUAUGGUAAAUUGGUGGACCACACUGGAAAGAUAACUAUAAUGUGUCAUGCAAGUAAUGGUCUACUUGACCUGUGGGUUCUGGAAGAUGCCAACAAAGGAGAAUGGUCAACAGCUGCUGCCGUGAUUCCUUCUAUUGAAGAUUUAGUUGGCAAUCGUGAACAUGUGUUCAGUGGUAUACUUGGUAUUGGUGAGAUUAUACUUGUACCGCUCCUACCUCCUAACACGUUUUUUUUCCUCUGUUACGAUCCUAAGGAAAAAAAUGCUAGAAAAGUUGUGAUUGAAAGUAUUGGAGAAGCUGCUCAUGUCAGGGUCUUUUUCGAUUAUGUAGAGAGUCAUAUGGUUCUGACAAAGGUAAGUUAA